UUGUGUUGGUUUGGAGCCGAUACUGUGGAGUGUCUUCUGUUUCCAGGUGCAGCGCUGGUUGCAGUUGAGCCUUUCCGCUCUCCGUACAGGAAUUUGUAGAGUGCAUUAGGUCACUCGGGCUGCCAGAGGCGAGAAAGCACUCCUUUCUAGAGGAGACUAUCCUCUUUGCUUUGCGUGUCGGAUUGUUUUUUGGGAUUUGUGUGUUGCUAUUCCUUUUCGGUUGCAUUCACAGCCGGGAGUAGCGGACUGGACAACGGAGAGAAGUGAACACAGCCUAGCUCUCCUGCUUCAAUAUGAGACACUUUUAAAAACAUCUAAGAAUCUACGACCGUCAUAAUUUAGAUGGAGGAACUAGAAGGUACAGAUUACUGUGCUGGCUGUGGUGGAAAAAUCCAAGGCUCAUUUCAUAUGAAAGUCCUCCAGGAUAUCUGGCACAACUCCUGUUUUCAGUGUUCUGUGUGCUGUGACCACCUGACCAACUGGUACUACGAGAAGGAUGGAAAGCUUUACUGUCGCAAACACUACUGGGAGAAGUUUGGGGAGCUGUGUCAUGGAUGUUCUCUACUCAUGACUGGACCUGCCAUGGUGGCAGGAGAUCACAAGUAUCACCCUGAGUGCUUUGUAUGUCUGCGGUGCAUGGUGGUGAUCGAGGAUAGGGACACUUACGCUUUGGUGGAACGAUCCAAGUUGUACUGCGGAAAGUGCUACAAGCAGGUUGUACUUACACCCAUGUUGGAGAAACGUUCACAUGACUCGGUGCUGGACUCCUUGCCCCACACUGUGACCCUCAUCUCCAUGCCCUCUGCAGCCAAUGGCAAGAGGGGCUUCUCAGUCUCGGUGCUGAGGGAUGUCAACGGUUCAGCGAGUGUUCAAGUCAAAGAGGUCAGGGGGAUGCUGAUCAGUCCAGAGGUCCGUAAUGCCAUCCAUGUUGGUGAUAGGAUUCUGGAGAUCAAUGGGAUUCCUGUGGGAACGUUGAUGGAGGAUGAAGUGGACGAUCUUAUUUACCACACCAGCCACACACUGCAGCUGCUCAUAGAGUAUGACCCAGUCCGGCAGAGGUUGGAACGCCUCAGACUGGGAGCACCCGGGAGCAGGCUGGGAGUCCUAGCCACUUCACGCAUGCGUCUGUCUUCACCGUCUGAUGCAGAUGUGGUUGAUAACGGCUCCCUGAGGAGACGGUCUUUACGGCGUAGUAACAGCAUAUGCAAGUCACCUGGACCAAAUCCUCCCAAAGAGAUGCCCUUUAUUACUCGAGACAUCGGACGCUCUGAAUCACUGCGAUCCCCCAACAGCUGCUCUCAUCGUAUUUUCCGCCCGUGUGACCUCAUCCAUGGAGAAAUCCUAGGAAAAGGUUUUUUCGGACAGGCCAUCAAGGUGACUCAUAAAGCCACAGGAGAGGUGAUGGUGAUGAAAGAGCUGAUCCGCUGUGAUGAGCAGACCCAGAAGACUUUCCUACAGGAGGUAAAAGUAAUGCGGGGCCUCGAUCAUCCCCAUGUUUUGAAGUUCAUCGGCGUGCUGUACAAGGACAAGAGGCUUAAUUUGAUAACAGAGUACAUCGAGGGAGGCACGCUGAAGGAUUUCAUCAGGGACAUGGAACCGUUUACAUGGGAGCAAAGAGUGAGCUUCGCAAAGAGCAUCGCUUCUGGCAUGACAUAUCUUCACUCCAUGAGCAUCAUACACAGAGACCUCAACUCUCAUAACUGCCUGGUUAAACUAGACAACACAGUGGUAGUUGCUGACUUUGGACUUUCCAGACUCAUCGUAGAAGACAAAAUACCACCUGAAAAAACUCCCAAUAACAAAAAGAGGGUUUUCCGACGUAUUGACCGAAAAAAGCGCUACACAGUUGUGGGAAACCCCUACUGGAUGGCUCCAGAGAUGCUAAAUGGUAAACGUUACGACGAAAAGGUUGAUAUUUUCUCCUUUGGGAUUGUACUUUGUGAGAUUAUUGGCAAAGUCUAUGCAGACCCAGAGUGUCUCCCGAGGACCAAUGACUUUGGCCUGAAUGUUGACAAAUUUAUAGAAAGGUUCCUCCCUGACGACUGUCCUCCAGCUUUCUUUCCACUGGCUGUGGCCUGCUGUGACCUCACACCAGACGAACGUCCACCUUUCCAGAAACUGGAGGACUUGAUCGGAGCUCUGUCCCUUAACCAGGAGCUGGGCAUCCCGCUUCCAGCCGAACUGGAUGAGCUGUACCUGAGUUUCAGUCAACUCUACUGGCCUAAAAACGGCUCUCCUUCUCCGAACACGGACGAGCCACCAACACCGACUGCUGCCGUUCCUGAGUCUUACGGUGUGACUGACAACAGCACCUAGUGUCUCUGUCUCCCCCAUGUGUCCACUCUGAACUGCACUAAGACUGAGGAUGUGAAAAAGAGAAAAACAGAACUAAAAUCCGAGCCAUUUUAGAACUGGAUCUCCUAUAGUAGGUAGAUCAACUUCCUCUCUGACUGGGACCUUCAACUAUGUAAAGCCCCACGGAAGAAAAAAUACAUUUCACCAAAACUUUGUGGUCAUGUUUACUGUAUAUAAAGACACUUUCUAUGAGCUUCUCAAAAGACCUUACUGAGUUUUGUUUCCCUGCUCUGAUGGUGGUGAUGUUGUCCUUUGGGGUUCUGGAAUCAACAGAUCAGUUUCUACCUAGAAGCAAUUGCACACCACCUCGGCAGCAGCAAAAGAAAACAAAGAAACUUGACGGUUAAUUUGAUAGGUUUGUUCACUUAAACAGAAGACAGGACCUGAUAAAAACACAUGAGACUUGAGCGGUGGAAGCAACAACCACUCUCAACUGGCCAAGGAAUGUUCAGAGCUUUUUUAGUACAUUUGAUUUGAGCUUUGAUGACAUGGUUACAAGUAUGAUACUUUGUAGUUUAACCAUUUAAAUAUUUCCCAGUUUCCAUAUAAUUUUUGAAAUGCUUAACAAAAAUAACAGUUCACAUUAAACAAAAGUGCCAAUAGCAGUUGUUCGACAUAACCAUGAAUGUAAAAAUUUGCCUGUGACUUAAAACUGGAAUUUUUUUUUUACAUGCAAUGUGUAAAAUGCUGUACAUAUACAUCUUUAAUCUGACAUCUUUUUCUAAUGGGAACACUAGAUUUGUAGUUUUUAUUUUAACAAUGGAUAUGUUUGCCAGUACUUUUGACAAUUAUAACCACUAUUAUUUAUAUAACUUUAGUCGUUCUUUUAAUAAAGUUGAGAAAAUGUU
Cynoglossus semilaevis (tongue sole) is the source of this 3203-nucleotide messenger RNA. Its product is annotated as LIM domain kinase 2-like. The record is from RefSeq and is a predicted model, not a curated record. Gene Ontology annotation, cellular component: nucleus; cytoplasm. The coding region runs from base 343 to 2316 and encodes 657 amino acids. NCBI's taxonomy places the organism in Eukaryota, Metazoa, Chordata, Actinopteri, Pleuronectiformes, Cynoglossidae. Gene Ontology annotation, biological process: actin cytoskeleton organization; protein phosphorylation. The transcript has 16 exons. Gene Ontology annotation, molecular function: protein binding; protein serine/threonine kinase activity; ATP binding.